AUGUCUGUCGCCAUUACCCAGCUAGGAGACCGGGUUGACCCUAACGAAAUCGACCAUACGAAGCCCUCGGCACUCAAUGGAGAUGUGGAUAUUUCUGCUGAAGGAGGGACCUGGAAGCGCUACGUUUGGGAUUCCUUUGACCGGUCCCCUGAAGAAAGACAUCUUCUGUUCAAGCUUGAUGCACUCUUGAUUACUUUUGGAUGCCUGGGCACCUUUAUCAAGUAUAUUGACAAAUCGAAUCUUCAAUCGGCUUACGUUUCGGGCAUGGAACAGGACCUUAAGCUCUAUGGGAAUCAACUCAAUUAUGCCGUAACCUGCUAUAGCGUUGCCAACAUCAUAGGUCUUUGGCCCUCUAACCUUGCUCUAACUCGAACCAAUCCGAGAUAUUUCAUCCCGCUCAUCGAGCUGGGGUGGACAAUUGCAACAUUCACGCAAGCUGCGAUGAAAACACCGCUUCAGAUGUAUGUGAUUCGAACUAUCGUCGGCCUAUUUGAGACAGGUCACUACUCUGCAAUUGUGUAUAUCUGCGGUGCCUGGUAUCAGAAAGGCGAAUUGUCCAAACGUCUAGCCAUCAUCAAUUGUGCGACUGCCAUUGGACCUAUGUUCAGUGGCUACCUACAGGCAGCGGCAUACGAUGGACUGAACGGUGUUCAUGGGAUGGCAGGCUGGCAAUGGCUUUUCAUAAUCGACGGCAUAAUAUCCCUCGGUAUUCUCAUACCGCAAUUCUUCCUCUUCCCAGACGUCCCAGCUCGCCAAAAGCCUGACUGGAUCUUCAGUGCACAGGAUAUCGAACUCGCUCGCGACAGGAAUCCCAGGGAAGGGCGAAUUAAACAAGGACGAUUUACUCUGAAGCAAAUGAAACGUUGGAUCUUCACGCCAAGUAUAUGGCUGCUUUGGGGAAUUUCAAUCGGAAAUUCUAUAGGAAACUAUCCUUCAAAUUCUAUGGCGUUCUGGUUCAAGGCGUGGAAUACGAUCAAACCUGGCUCGUAUACCGUCGCUCAAAUCAAUAAUUAUCCCACCCCUAUUCAAGCGAUUACUGUGGUCAUCACGAUCGGCAUGGCAUGGUCAAGUGAUACAUGGCUCAAAGGGCGUCGUUGGCCCAUGCUUGUGCUUGGAGGUGUUGUCAACGGCAUCGUUUGCAUAUUGCUCGGAGCGACCCCUGUCUUCCCCAAGAACAAGGCAUUUCGGUGGUUCUUAUACUACCAAACAGGCUGGGGCCAGGCAAGUAAUAGCAUGUUUUGGGCAUGGACACAGGAGAUCUUAAUCGGAGAUCCAGGAACUCGCGCAUUUGCAUCAGCUGGACUCAACGUCUGGGCGUGGGUGUUUAUUGCCACCGUCCCUCUUGCCGUCUUUCAAACCGUCGAUCAACCGGCAGUCGUCUCCGGUAACUACACAGCGGCUGGAUUUAAUUUCGCAAUCGCCAUUUUUGCGUUGAUCCUGGCAUACAUGCGCCAUCAAGAAAGUAAAGGUUUGGGAUCGGAGCGCCAGCAAGAUGGCAUUGACUUUGAAGAACAAUCCGGAGAGACAUCCGGUAGGGAGACGACGCCGACGGUGAAGAUCCCUGCCAGUAACGUGUCAGCAAUAUCUUGA
Molecule: messenger RNA, 1590 nt
Organism: Talaromyces amestolkiae
Lineage: Eukaryota; Fungi; Ascomycota; Eurotiomycetes; Eurotiales; Trichocomaceae
Exons: 10
Coding region: 1-1590 (529 amino acids)
Biological process (GO): transmembrane transport
Cellular component (GO): membrane
Molecular function (GO): transmembrane transporter activity
Source: RefSeq, a predicted model, not a curated record